This is a messenger RNA of Pseudo-nitzschia multistriata, 2845 nucleotides long. Lineage: Eukaryota; Bacillariophyta; Bacillariophyceae; Bacillariales; Bacillariaceae. The record is from the annotation of a GenBank genome assembly.
GGGCAUCGCCAUCAUCAACAGUCCGUCGUCGUCGCAAUUCAACACGCGAAGAACGGAUUGUUCUCAAAAUCCAUCCCAUCCCAUCCCAUCGCAUCGCAUCGCAUCCGCAUCCGCAUCGCAUCCGCAUCCGCAUCGCAUCGCAUCGCAUCGCAUCUGCAACCUUCCGCCAUCAAGAGUCGUCGUACCGUAUCUUUUCGAGACGCGUGUUUUUGUUUGACCAACAGCACGCAAUUCCAAACAAAACAGCAAGACACGUACCAACAAACCAAGGCCUCCGUGACUGGAAAGUAAAACAAAGCAACGCGAAGCAAAGCAAAACAACACACACGCCCGCCGCGCAUCACAUCGAUGGCGUUCGCCAGGACGAGGAGCAUCGCCGCGGCCUGUCUGAUCACCACUACGUGCACGAUCCUCCCUCUCUCCCACGCGUUUCGGCCGGCCCUGCAAGCGCUCGCGGGAAACACCGGGCGGCUAGCACUCUCGGUCUCCCCGCUUUCUUUCGGUUCCGCUCGUUACGGUUCCGUUUCUGUUUCUGUUUCGGCCGGACCGCAAGCCUUCCGCCACCGCUGCCCCCCCUGCGGAACAAGAACCACCCGUUCCCGUUCCGUUCGGUUCCGGGGRAUCGCAACGACAACCAAAGCGACAGCGACAGCGACGCCCGGGCUCGGAAGCCUUGGCAGCAGCAGCAACUGCAACCACCAGAGCAAGAGCAAGAACCACAUCCACACGAAUCGGCUCCGUCGCCCGUCCGGCCUGGCACUGUCUUCCACCGGCUUUGGCACGAUGCCCUUUUCGCGGGAGCUCUCCUUCUUUCCCCCGGCCGAAACCAGCGCCGGAAACAACGGAAACGAAGCAAACGGAAACGAAGCAAACGCAAAAACACAAACACAUACACAAACACAAUCACAAACACAUACACAAACACAACCCGAAUACACCAUGGACUCCCUCAUGGGCUGCGCGGAGCGGCUGGUCCGCGGAACGGCCGGCCGCUCCAAGCUCUGCUUUUUCGUGGCGGGYGGGGGCUCCACGGCCGUCUCGGCGCUGGCUUCCACCCCGGGGGCCUCGGCGGUCCUCUCGGAGGGCCGGACGACCUACGACCGGCACUCCUUUCUCUCCGCCUGCGGGGUCCCCGACAGGGACACGGCCGGCAGGUCCUUUUCCUACGGGGGGAGGACCGCCGCGGGCAUGGCCACGAGGGCCGCCCUGGAGCAGGGACUGGCACUGGCCUCGAUGGACUCGGACCUGAGGGCCAUGCCGGGGGUGGUCGGGAUCGGAUGCGCCUCGGUGCUGGUCAGCAACCCCCGUGGAAGCAGCAGCAGCAGUAACAGUGCCAGUGCCAAUAACAACAACAACAACAACAACGAAAACGCCCCCCCGAGCGGACCCUUUGGCAGGGGAACGGUGGUGGCGGCAUCGGCCGACGGAUGGAUCCUCACCCUGGCCAUCCAAAUGAACAAGCCCCGCUCGAGGUUCGAGGAGGAGCUGGUCCUCGGCCACCUGGUCCUGGAAGCGGCGGAACGGAUGGGGACCSCAAGCCCYCCCGAAACAAAGGCCGGCUUGGCCACCGYKGMRAGGAACUACGAGACGCCGGCCGGGGACGGGAUCACCGAGAACUGGGAGUGGGCCCCCUGCCUCUCCCCGCUGUCCAUGGACGGCCCKRCCYCGGAACSUUCCGCUUCGGGGGMRRAAGCYGUUGGACCGUUGCGGGACCACCCGACCGAUGUGGUGGAAGCCGCCGCCCGGCGGGUGGUGGAAGGGGGAGAAGACGCCGUGGUCCUGCUGCCGSUCUACGCAGGGGCCCACCCCGACCGGCCCUCCGGGAUCCGGGCCCUGUCCCUCCCGGUCCUGCCCAACGGGUGCCUCGUCUUCCCGGGGAGCUUCCAUCCCCCCCACGCCGGGCACCUCUCCCUGGCGGGGGCCGCCGUCCGGACCCUCGAGGCCCUCGAGCCGUACGCCCACCCCCGCAGGCACAACGAAAAGCCGGUCCUCUUCGAGCUGAGCCUCACCAACGCGGACAAGCCGGCCAUCGAUCCGGGGGAGGUCGUUGCGCGGGUCUCGGCCUUUCUGGACCUCGCUUCGGGGAGGGACGAAGGCGCAUGCGCCUUUCCGGAGCAAUGGGGGAUCGUUCUGACCCGGGCCCCCCUCUUCGGGGAAAAGAUCAGGGUCCUCCGGAAGGGGGUCCUCGACCGGCUGGAGGGCCCGGGCCGCUCCCCCAGGAUCCGCUUCGUCAUCGGGACCGACACGCUGGUCCGGAUCCUCGACCCGAAGUACUACCCGGGCCGGUCGCUGGAGGGCCGGGACGCCGCCCUAAAGGCGCUGGGGGAGGAGGGGGCGGCCUUUGUCGUCGGGGGACGCCUCGAGCAGGGGAAAAACCAAGACGCCCCGAGGUUCGUCUCGGGAAGGGAGGAGCUGGCCGGCCUUCGAGGGUCCCUGGCCCGGAUGUUUGCGGUCAUCGACGAGUCGGACUUUCGGGUCGACCUGUCCAGCAGCGAGCUGCGGGCCCGGAAGGAGGCGGGGGAGUGAACGGAACCGAACCGAAUCGAAUGGAAUGGAACCGGCGCAGCCCAGCGCGGCAAAACAGCGAAAAGAACCCAGCGCACUGCGUUGCACAGCACUGCACUGUACUGCGUUGCGUUGCACGGACGGUCCCUCUCGCGCAGCGGACCGGACCCGAAACAGCGCAGCGAGGCCUUCCCCGGCAGCUGCCGGGGAGCCUCUCGCGUGCCGCAAACGAAAACGCUGCCGGGCUUGCGAAUGCAAAAACCAAAAACUACCGUAGUUGUUUGUUAGCGAGAACGAACCAAGCAAUAACAGUCUAGUGCAAUGAAAUAGUCUUUGAACA